Molecule: messenger RNA, 2207 nt
Organism: Scylla paramamosain (green mud crab)
Lineage: Eukaryota; Metazoa; Arthropoda; Malacostraca; Decapoda; Portunidae
Product: carboxypeptidase Q-like
Exons: 10
Coding region: 4-1710 (568 amino acids)
Biological process (GO): peptide catabolic process; proteolysis
Molecular function (GO): metallodipeptidase activity
Source: RefSeq, a predicted model, not a curated record
GAAAUGUUUUGCUUGAUGAGUGUGGCAAGGACUCAUCUCUCCCUCCAUGCUUCUUCCUGGCAAGUAGUACUUCAAAGCAACGGCUGCCAAGUCUGUCUGAGGUUUGCCUGCCCGUCUGACCUCCAGUCGCGCCUUACCAUGAGACGGAGAGCCUCGUUGAGGACCCUGCUGGCGGCGUGUCUCGCUGUACACGUCGGAUGCUACGUCGUGGAGAGAGGUGACACACGCGUGAACAAUCAUGUCCUAAGGGAGCAAAACCUUGUCCUCGAGGAGAGGGCCGAGAAUAGCGUCCAUUCACUGAUCAAAGUGACAGAGAGCACCAGUACCACCAUCCCUGCUCCGCAAUGCGUCCUGCCCCCGGGAAUGGCUGAGGAGAUACAGGGCUACCAGGAGGUGGUUGAUCGCGUCAUUGACUACGUGACGACCGGCGACUUCAAGGGACAAGUGUACAGUCACCUGGCUAACCUCGUCGACACCUUCGGCCCGCGAAUGACCGGCACGGGCGAGCUGGAGGCGGCCAUAGACUGGAUGGUGGAGCAAUCCAUCGCCGAGAACCUGGACAAUGUACACACCGAGGACGUGCAGGUGCCUCACUGGGUCAGGAACAACGAGUCUGCCUGGAUGACUCUGCCUCGCCUCAAACAACUCCACAUCAUGGGUCUAGGCAGCUCGGUGGGCACCCCGCCCCAGGGCAUCACCGCGGACGUGCUGGUCGUGAAAAGUUUUGACGAACUAAAGAAGCAAGGCCUCAAGGCUGCGGGCAAAAUAGUGGUCUUCAAUCCAACAUGGGAGUCGUACGGGGUCACUGUUCAAUAUAGAUCACAGGGGGCAUCUGAGGCGGCCAAGGUUGGGGCUGUGGCGGCGCUGGUUGUGUCGAUCACGCCCUUCUCCAUCGCAAGCCCCCACACAGGCCAGCAGUACUACAGUGUGGAGAACAAGAUCCCUGUAGCGUCAGUCACCUUGGAGGAUGCCGCCAUGAUGGAGCGCAUGCAGGCCAGAGGCCAGAAUAUCACAGUCAAGCUGAUCAUGGGCGCCAAAAACUAUCCGGAUACGAUCUCAAGGAACACUGUGGCGGAGAUCUUGGGAACACACCAACCCAAGGAGACGGUGCUGGUGUCUGGCCACCUUGACUCUUGGGACGUGACGCAAGGAGCCAUGGACGACGGAGGCGGCAUGAUGAUGUCGUGGGCGGCGCUGGUGGUGAUGAGGAAACUUAACAUCAGGCCACGUCGCACCGUACGGGCUGUGCUUUGGACCGGCGAGGAGCAAGGCCUUCACGGAGGAAUUGAGUACUUCAAAAGACACCAACAUGAUCACGAGCAGUUCCAGCUGAUCAUGGAGUCGGACAGCGGAACCUUCACGCCGCAGGGCAUCAGCUUCAGCGGCACCCCUGAGGCUACGUGUAUCAUGGAGGAGGUACUGAAGCUGUUCCACCGCAUCAAUGCUACGCAGCUGACGAACCCCAUGACAGGUGGUCCCGACAUAGCGGUAUGGGAAAAGCUGGGAGUCCCGACUGGCGGCCUUAAAAACGACAACAGUCGGUACUUCUGGUACCACCACUCCUACGGCGACUCCCUCAUCGUGGAGGACCCGGACGUGCUGGACCGCUGCCUCGCCCUCUGGACCUCCGUUGCCUUUGUCCUCGCCGACAUAAGGGAACGGCUUCCUCACCAGCAAGAUCUGAACCACUUAGAGGCCGGCAGUGGGUAACUGUUCUCCUUCGGCUCCAAGGGAAAUAAGACGCAGUGUGAGUAGUGACCCUUGCUAUGCUGACCGUCAUGACCCCGCCUGCUGCCACCUUCUUUCUGCUCACCAUGUGGUGCAGCGAAGGCUAACCGUUUGGCGAGAGAUAUUCUUAGCUGUUCUAGUAUUAAUAAAGUUAGGCAGAACAACAGUAAAGUCUAUAGUUUGAAUUUGUAGCCUAUUACAAUGAAAAAAAAAAAAAAAGACUUUAGGCAGAAUUGCAGACACAGUUUAGUAUUUUCUAGUUGAUGUCAAAGUCGAUUGUCGGCUCGCCACUAUGUACUAAGCUGAUCGCUUGAAGUGUAAAAAUAAAGAUUGUCGUAGCCUUACUGCGCACUGUGUACCUUGAAAUGGUCGUAAAAUUUUCCUGAAUAAAUGAGGAAAUGUAAACAAAUUCACAUGAAAUUUAUCUAUACUGAACACAUGAAAAGAGACGUAAUAUAAGCAUGUUUCCAAAUACAGUA